GGGUACCCCUAAAAAUAGUCGUCGUAUCUACAAUAGGUACAUCACUGUACAUCGUAAUGUAGCAGUCUGCCAAAACUGACAAGCCUGGAAGCUCUUCACAACUCCCAUUCGCUGUCUCUAUUGCCAGAGAUUAUCGCCAAUGCCAACUCACGACCCCGACAAUGGUCCGGACUCGCAAAGAAAGAAAGGCCGCCGCUGAGAUCAAGCUGGCUCAACCCGACCGAUCCGCCCCGUCCGACAAGACCUUGCUCGACAUAGCCCAGGAGCGCAAUCUUUUCGAUCUUGCCGACCAGCAUCCCGCGAAUCGAACCCGAAAUGCCUCCAAGACUGCCGACCGCGGCCAUGAUGGCGAGUUAUCACCUACUGCCGACCGGGUCCUAGAGACUUUUCUCUGGACCGUCAGCUUGGCGAUGCUACAUUUCACUUUCGAUGUCCUGGUGCAACACCAGUACGCCAUGGAGAUUGACUGGUUCCAGAUCGUAACACGCGCAGUCGUGGCCCUCGUCGUCUUCUAUGCCUUCUUCUAUGUUCUCCAUCCCCAUGCUUCGUCCCCUGUGCUGCUGCCUGGCCUCCCCCUGCGCUUCCAGGAGCCUCUUCGACAAGCUAUAUUCUUCGUAGCGAGCACCGCCUCCGGCUGCUACCUGAUCGACAUUUCCAAUAACUACGGGUACAUGUACAUUAUGAAGCGCUCCCCUCCCCUGGGCUGUCUUUGGAUCUGGUCCGUCAUUGAGCUCAACCUUCCCAUGGCUCUUCUCUCUCUGGCCAUUGCUGCCGGGUUCUUUUUCCAAGGUGAUUAUUCCUUACGAUUGUGAUCACGGGUAAUGCAGAUUAAGGGCUAUAUCGAUGCACUUUGUGAUGAAUCAGCGUCGCCGUCUACCUUCGUGAUGGAUGUCUUGAACUCUCAUAUCCCUACCAUUUCCUGUAUCCACGGGCUGGGGGGGACUUCGUUACAUGAUGACUAGAGUAACCCCCUAUGCUUCGUCUGCGAGUAGCUCCUCUGUCGAUAUAGCUUGGUCUGGUGGCCUUGCAACUGGCCUCCAACACUUG
Xylaria bambusicola is the source of this 1047-nucleotide messenger RNA. RefSeq lists its product as uncharacterized. Lineage: Eukaryota; Fungi; Ascomycota; Sordariomycetes; Xylariales; Xylariaceae. The transcript is spliced from 2 exons. The coding region runs from base 162 to 812 and encodes 216 amino acids. The record is from RefSeq and is a predicted model, not a curated record.